AUGAAGGUCUCCGCGCUUCUGCUCUCGUGCGCUGUCGGGUCAGCCAUUGCCGCUCCUCAGCUGCAGGCAAGGGCCGAAGACAAGUUCACCGAAGGACAGCCCAUUAGCAAGACUGGGAAAGGCGGCCCCAUCAACGGCGGCACCAACCACCAGCUGGACUUGCAAAACCCGGACAACCUGGGCCGACAGUCGACGGACAAUGGCGUCGUCCCGAACCUGAAGUGGAGCUUUUCGGAUUCCAAGACGCGUAUCCUCAAGGGCGGUUGGGUUCGCGAGCAAGUGAUUCAGGACUUGCCGCAGAGUCACGACAUCUCGGGUGCGCAGCAGCACCUGAAGAAGGGCGCCAUUCGCGAACUGCACUGGCACCGUGUUGCGGAGUGGGGUAUCGUCUACGCCGGCAAGGUGAAGCUCUCCGUCGUGGAUGAGAACGGCGUGUACCAGGUUGAGGAACUCAACUACGGCGACAUCUGGUACUUCCCCAAGGGCACGGCGCAUACCAUUCAGGGCCUCGCGGACGAGAACGAGUAUCUCCUCGUCUUUGACGACGGCGACUUCGACAAGGUUGGCACUACAUUCAACAUCGAUGACUGGAUCGCCCACACCCCCAAGUCCGUCCUCGCCAAGAAUUUCGGCGUCGACGAGUCCGUCUUCGACGACGUCCCCUCGCCCAACCCGUACAUCAUCAACGCGACGGUCAGCACGCGCAACGUGACCGAGACGCCCAGCACGCCCGUCGCCCGCGGCAACAGCUCCUUCGUCUACCGCACUCUCCAGCACAAGCCCGAGAAGAUUGGCGGCGACGGCGGCGAGUUCCACAAGAUCGACUCGACCAACUUCCCCAUCAGCAAGACCAUUGCGGCGACGUUUGUGACGCUCAAGCCUGGCGGUCUGCGCGAGCUGCACUGGCACCCGAACGCUGAGGAGUGGCUGUACUUUCACAAGGGCAAGGCCCAGGCGACCGUCUUCAUCGGCAACGCCAACGCUCGCACGUUCGACUUUAGCGCUGGCGACACAGCCGUCUUCCCUGACAACUCGGGACACUACAUUGAGAACACGUCCAAGGACGAGGACCUCAUCUGGGUCGAGAUCUACAAGUCGGACCGAGUCGCCGACAUCCCGCUCACCCAGUGGCUUGCGCUGACGCCCGCGGACCUCGUGGCGCAGACGCUCAAGGUGCCCAUUGAGUUUGUCGAGAAGCUCAAGAAGGACAAGCAGGUCCUCAUUGGGUAA
Messenger RNA from Purpureocillium lilacinum, 1230 nucleotides. RefSeq lists its product as uncharacterized. The record is from RefSeq and is a predicted model, not a curated record. NCBI's taxonomy places the organism in Eukaryota, Fungi, Ascomycota, Sordariomycetes, Hypocreales, Ophiocordycipitaceae. Gene Ontology annotation, cellular component: outer membrane-bounded periplasmic space. Gene Ontology annotation, biological process: oxalate metabolic process.